Arachis ipaensis is the source of this 642-nucleotide messenger RNA. RefSeq lists its product as uncharacterized. The record is from RefSeq and is a predicted model, not a curated record. Gene Ontology annotation, molecular function: RNA-DNA hybrid ribonuclease activity; nucleic acid binding. Lineage: Eukaryota; Viridiplantae; Streptophyta; Magnoliopsida; Fabales; Fabaceae.
AUGAAGCUGAGUGCAGGGGCUAAUUAUGAUCUAUGCAGCAGUAAGGUUGCUUUUCUAGUUUGGGAGGUGUGGAAAGCGAGGAACCUAGCUAUAUAUCAGCAGACUAUUCCUAAUCCUAUACUAGUGAUUCGCAAAGCUAAUCUGAUGGAACUAGAAUUUGGGGAAUUAUCAGAGCAACCAGCAAAGCAUACAACUACUGUAUCGAGAUUAGCCAGCAGGGUUACCUGGAGACCGCCACUGCAAGAUUGGAUCAAAUCCAAUGUUGAUGCUACUUUCAUCGGCGCUCAAUCUGUGGGGGCUGUGGCUGCAGUAUUUAGAGACCAUAAUGGAUCCCUCCUCUCGGGAAUUAAUUCCACCAUAGUUGCGGGUUCGCCAUUGGCUGCGGAAGCAUUAGCAAUUAGGGCAGAUUUAAUUAUGUCACAAAAUUUUCUGAUGCAGAAGAUUAUCAUAGAAUCAGACAAUCAGAUACUUAUUCAGGCACUAAAGUCACAUGCAUCAAUUGCAGAAAUUCAAGUUGUACUAGAUGACAUCCAUCAUUUAGCAAGAAUCAUUCCAAGUUGUGGUUUUAUCUGGGUGCCAAGAGAAGCAAACUCAUUAGCACAUGAAGUGGCGAAACUCACACGGCAGGGAACUCUCCACUAA